AUGGAAAAUCCCCAAGAAGAACACUGGGUUGCAGUUAAGCGUAUCUUUCGCUACCUACAAGGCACCAAGACGCAUGGAAUUUGCUACAAGCCAAGUGCAAGGAUCGACUUCCGUGGAUAUUCGGAUGCGGAUUGGGCUGGUGAUCUUACCGACCGCAAGUCAACAUCGGGGUACACGUUCAUGCUACUCGGUGCGCCAGUGAGUUGGGGCAGCAAGAAGCAGCCAAGUGUUUCGUUGUCCACGACUGAAGCUGAAUACAUCGCACUCAGCUUGGCGAUUCAAGAGGGCAAGUGGAUUCAUCGUCUGCUUUGUGAGAUCGUGAUGGCUGCCAAUGAAGAAGGACCGGAACUCAUGAUUCAUGAAGACAAUCAGUCAUGUAUCAAGAUGACGAAGAACCCAGUCAACCACGGCCGUGCCAAGCACAUUGAUAUCAAGUACCAUCACAUCCGUGAUGAGGUCAAGCGCGGUGAAGUGAAGCUCAAGUACUGUGAAACUGCGGUGAUGUUAGCGGACAUCAUGACGAAGGGACUUCAUGGACCACGCCACAAGGAGAUGACGACGGCUCUCGGGAUUCGUGAGCAUUCGGAUUGA
Molecule: messenger RNA, 591 nt
Organism: Peronospora matthiolae
Lineage: Eukaryota; Oomycota; Peronosporomycetes; Peronosporales; Peronosporaceae
Source: the annotation of a GenBank genome assembly